Molecule: messenger RNA, 1000 nt
Organism: Xenia sp. Carnegie-2017
Lineage: Eukaryota; Metazoa; Cnidaria; Anthozoa; Malacalcyonacea; Xeniidae
Product: uracil phosphoribosyltransferase homolog
Source: RefSeq, a predicted model, not a curated record
GCGCAAGUUCCACACAUGGUUAACGAAUAUGGCGGCCAACGGCCAUACAACAUUGAAUGGUGACUGUAAGAAAAUCGACAGUGACGGCCACUUAGUUGGGAAAAAAAUCCGUAAGAAAAAGUAUGCUGGAUGCACAGGCUCUUCUCUUAAUGGCUCUGUUGAAUUAAUACCUCAAUUUGAAGAUUUUGGACCAAGGCUCAUUAGAAUAAGAAUGAAUGAUCAAAUUCGGGCACUUCAAACUACAUUGCGUGAUCCAAAAACUGAUCGAGCUGAUUUUGUGUUUUAUGCAGACCGUUUGAUACGUUUAGUGGUUGAAGAAGGUCUUAAUCAAUUAUCUUAUGAAGAAUUGAACGUGACAACUCCUACAGGAGGUGUUUAUAAUGGUCUACAAUUCAAGAAAGGAAAUUGUGGUGUCAGUAUUAUGAGAAGUGGUGAGGCUAUGGAAAAAGGUCUCAGAGAUUGCUGUCGUUCUAUUCGCAUUGGAAAAAUUCUCAUUCAAUCGGAGACAAGUACAUCAAAACCAAAGGUUUACUAUGCAAAGUUCCCAUUUGAUGUUAAGAAAAGACAAAUUUUAUUGAUGUACCCAUUAUUGAAUACUGGAGCAACUGUUAUUGAAGCAAUCAAGGUCCUGGAGGAGCAUGAUGUUCAACAAAAUAUCAUCUUGCUAAAUUUGUUUGCAACUCCCGAAGGUGUCAGAAACAUUUUGAAUCAAUUUCAAAAUUUAAGGAUUUUGACUUCAGAAGUCAGUCAAAACAUCAUUUUGAACUUUGGAUGCCAAUAUUUUGGAGUAGAGUAAUGACAUUUCACAACAUCUUGCGAUUAGCUUAUGUUGUGAUAAAGUGAGUUUGCCAACCAGUUAAUGUGGGAUACCUGCUUUCAAUUAAAAUUUCAGCAGACCCGUUUAUAAUUAUUGGAAAUUGAUACCCUGAAGUAAUUAGCCAUGUUAAUAAAUUAAUUGUAUAUAAUUUAUAUGCUCAUUUUUAUGAUUUGUUAAUUUUUC